Messenger RNA from Camelina sativa (false flax), 1460 nucleotides. RefSeq names its product putative WRKY transcription factor 49. Gene Ontology annotation, molecular function: DNA-binding transcription factor activity; sequence-specific DNA binding. NCBI's taxonomy places the organism in Eukaryota, Viridiplantae, Streptophyta, Magnoliopsida, Brassicales, Brassicaceae. The record is from RefSeq and is a predicted model, not a curated record. Gene Ontology annotation, biological process: regulation of DNA-templated transcription.
UUCAACACACGCUAUUUAUUUCUAAUGAAAACACCAAAGAAACUAUCUCUCUCUAUCUCCCUCUCCACCGGCUCGUAUAAGUUUUCUUGUUCCCAUAUAUAGUCACUCAUAUGGCAGAAGAAGAACUUUCUGAGUGGACAAGAACGUAUGACAACAACGCUGUUGAAGACCUUUUCGUUAAUGACCCACCUCUCUUCUUUCUGCCUCAAGAACAACAGCACAGACUCAUGCCAAAUGAAGAUUCCAUCACCAACACCUUCGUCUCAUUACCAGUUAACUCCGGUCCACGAAUCCAAGAUAUGCCAAACGCUCUGGCUGUGGUUGAAACCCAGACCCAUCCAGUCCAAGAAAUCUCAAUAUCAACUGUUCAACAAUUGGAAAGAAGUACUUUGAGCAAAGCGGAUAGGUACACUUUAAAGGUCAAGAACUAUACUAAUGGAAUGUGUGAUGAUGAAUACAAAUGGAGAAAGUAUGGCCAGAAAACCAUCAAAAAUAGCCCUAACCCAAGGAGUUAUUACAAGUGCAUAAACCCAAUAUGCAAUGCAAAGAAGCAAGUGGAAAGAUCAAUUGAUGAGCCUAAUACAUAUAUUAUCACCUACGAAGGUUUCCACUUCCACUACGCAUACCCUUUCUUCCCACCUGUUAAGACACAUAGGCCUAAUAAAAAAGCGAAAACACUUAAACAUGAUGCUCAAGAUAAACUAAUUAAGAAAACAUCUCAAACCCAAGACGAAAGUAAAAAAGCCCAUUUAAUUGAGCAUGCCUACCAAAAUCAUUCAGCCUAUAGAGCCCAAGAAUACACACCGUUAAAUCUCGAAGAUGAGUUAUUUUUACCGGUUGAUCACUGUCGGCGGCAACAAGGGCUUUUAGAAGAUGUGGUGGCUCCGGCAAAAAUAACUACCCCGGCCAGGGACAGUGUUUUGGCAGCUUCCUCCUCGGACUCUUCGUCUCGAACUUGUUCCCCACCUCUUUCUCCAUCGUCCUUAUGCUGGUCUCCCAAUGUUAACAUCGGAUUUAGUGAUGAAAUUCUUGACUUAAUCGGAUCUUAUAAUUUUUAAGCAUUUAUGCUUUAUGAUAUAUUAUAUAUUAAAAUUGUUAUAAAUAAGUCUUUAAUUUAUGGUGGACAAAAAUAUAAGUAACCAAGAAAAAAUUAUAUCCGUAGAAAGAUCAGAGUACUAGAUUAUAAAGAGAGACGAGAGUAAGAUUGUUAUUACUUUUUGUAAUUAAAGUUGUGUUUUACUUGUUUAUAAACUUAAAAAGGUAAUUAUGCAAUUAUGGUGAGCUUCACGCAAUAUAUUAUUUAUACUUCUGGUUUUAUCCAUGUACUUGUUGUUUUGGUUUUUUUGUUGACCUUUAAAUACUACUACACCUUGGAGACCAGUGUCAUUAUUUUCUUUGGCGUAAUAUCUUAUGUAGCUCCAUUAAAGCAAAAAUAUAAAAACCCUAGUAGAAAAGCCCAU